ACAAAAUUUUUUUAAUGUACAUUUUUUUGAUCCAUUUGUUUUUCCAUUUUCUCUUUCAUAAAUUAGAACUAUGGAUCCCACUGAAUCAAUAUUAUCAACAUUAAAUUAUACAUUCGAUUCAUUAACAUCGAAUGAUGAUUGGAAUAAUUUUGGUUUUAAUUCAUCAUCAUCAAUUAUAAAUGAUGAUUUAUUAUUAAAUGAUAUUGAUGAUGUAAAUGAUUUUAUUACAACCGAUAAUCUAUUGGAUACAAUUAAUGAUCAAUUAUUAUUUCAAUCAUUAAAUAAUUUUAAUGAUGAUCAUUAUGAUGAUUUUUCAUCAUCAUCAUCAUCGUCAUCUUUACAAUUUUUAAAUAAUGGUCAUCAUCAACAUUAUAAUAGGAAUCAUAAGAAUUAUAAUACCGGUUAUGAUUUAAAUUCAUCAAUAUUCAAACAACAACAACGACAACAAAAAAAUUUAAAAUCAACAACAACAACAACAAAAUCGAUUGUUAAUCGAAAUUUAUCAAAUCCAACUGUAUCGAUAUUGAAACAAUCACAAUCAUCAUCCACACGUUAUCGUGGAUCAAAAUUAUCGAAUAAUGUUAAUUUUGUUGCAACAUCUGUUGUUGCUGCUGCAGCAUCAGCAGUAUCAGCAACAACAACAACAACAACAAUGACAAUUUCUCCAAAAGUUUAUGUUACACAGAAAAAAUCGGCAAAAAAUUUUACAAAAGGUACAUCGAUUCUUGCAAAACAACAAUCACGAAAAUCAAAUAAAUCGUUAUUGUUUUCAUCAAUGUCAAAGAAUAAGAAUCCGAAUUUGUCCAUGAUAAAAGCAUCAUCAGCAUCCGUAACACCAAAAUCAAUUCUAAUGUCUAAUGUAGUUGAAUUGUCGCCACCGUUGCCUAUAUCAUCAUCAUCAUCAUCAACAUUAGAUAAUGAAUCUAAAAUAUCAUAUCAUCCACAUAUAUCAUUAAGAGAUCAUGAUUAUUGUAGUAAUAUAAUAUUUUUACCCACCACAACAACAACAACAAAUGAUGAUAAUAAUAAUAAUAAUAAUGAUUGUAAAAAAAAUGAAAAUGAAAUUGAUGAUAUAUUAAAUGGUUAUUGUCCGGAUGAUGUUAUGUUAAAAGAAUUACCUGAAUGUCUUUCCGAUCUAAUUGGUGGAUUGGAUAGUAAUGAUUUAAUGAAUAAUAAUAAUACUGAUGAUUUAUUAAAUCAUCUUAAUAAUGCUUGCAAUAUUAUGACUGAACAAUAUCUGGAAGAAGCAUUAUCAAAUCAAGAUGAUUUAAAUUUACCAGAUUUAAAUCUAACUGAAGAAGAUUUAAAACAAGUUAUUGAUUCUUGUUUAACUGAAGAUAUUUUUAAUGAUGAUGAUGAUGAUAAUAAUGAUGAGGAUAAUCAUUCACCAGAUGUAGAUAAUAUAACCAAAGAACAUCAAUAUUCAUCGAAUAUUGUUGAUAAUUCAGAUGCGGCAAGUGUUACAACCGGUAGUACCGAAGAUGAUAUAUCUAUGGAUGAUAAAAAAUCAUCAUCAUCAUUUAUUAGGCUCAAAAAUCAAAUAAAAUCGAAACGUAAUCGUAGUCUUUCAUCAUCAUCAUCAACAAUGAUAUUGACCAAACGUAAACGACGAUUUUCAACACGUUCUUCAGUGAAUAGUUCGGAUGCAAUGUCAUCAUCUGAAUCAUCAUCAUUAGAAUCAAUAGAAUCAUCAAGUUCACGUAGUUCAUCACCCGAACGAACAUAUAAUUUGGCUAAAAAUUUUAUGCCAAAUAUUCAUAAUCAUUAUUAUUAUGCCAAAAAUAAUCAUCAAAAUAAUAAUAAUAAUAAUAAUAAAUAUCAACAAACAAUUAAUAAAAAACAUCGAAUCGAAAUGAAUAUGGAUAAAGGUAAACAAUGGACAAAAGCAUAUUCAAAAACUAUAACAAAAAAACAACAAUUAUCAACAUCAUUACCAUCAUCAUCAUUAUUAUCGAAUAAAAAUAAUAAAUGUAGAAAUACAACAACAACAACAACAUUAUCGAUAAAUAAUAAUCGAAAACAUCAGCAGCAACAACAGAAAAAUUUUAUCGAUAUAAAUAGAUCUAUUAAAGAUAUUGAUUCUCAACCAGAAAAAUUGGAUUUUAGAAUAAACAACAACGAUGACAAGUUAAAGACGAAUGAUCGUAUCAAUGGUUAUGGUGGUGGUGAUGAUAAUGAUCGAAAUGAUGAUGAAGAUUUUGAUAUAUUAUUACGUUCAGCAGCGGAAGCAUUCAAAUAUUUUCAACAACAUCAACAACAACAACAAAAACAGAAACAGAAACAACAAAAAACUUAGACACGAUGAUGUGGUGAUGAUGGUGAUGGUGGUGAGAUAUCAUCAUCAUUAUCAUC
This is a messenger RNA of Dermatophagoides pteronyssinus (European house dust mite), 2352 nucleotides long. RefSeq lists its product as uncharacterized. The record is from RefSeq and is a predicted model, not a curated record. NCBI's taxonomy places the organism in Eukaryota, Metazoa, Arthropoda, Arachnida, Sarcoptiformes, Pyroglyphidae.